GUGGACGGUGAGCCGCGGCGGGGUGGGCGAAGAUGCCGCUGCCGGUUCAGGUGUUUAACUUGCAGCAGCCAGCCAGCUCUGUGUCAGGGUCGGGGGGUGCAGAGAGUCAGGACAGAAUGCGGGGUGGCCCGGCCCCCCGCGCGGCCGCGUCGUCAGUGGCAGAUGUGCACUGCGCCCCUCCCAGCGGUAGGUCAGAGCUCUUCCUGCCGGGCACGGCCGGGGACUUCAGCCUGAGCGCCAGCCUGUCGGCCUGUACGCUGCUUUAUGAGGGGGCCGUGGAGCCUAUGCAGAUUGAUGUGGACCCCCAGGAGGACCCGCAGAACGCGCCCGAUGUCAACUAUGUUGUGGAGAACCCCACCCUGGACCUGGAGCAGUACGCGGCCAGCUACAGUGGCCUGAUGCGCAUCGAACGACUGCAGUUCAUUGCUGACCACUGCCCCCCGCUGCGGGUGGAGGCCCUGAAGAUGGCCCUGUCCUUCGUGCAGAGGACCUUCAACGUGGACAUGUACGAGGAGAUCCACCGCAAGCUCCUGGAGGCUGCCAGGGAGCUGCAGAACGCACCCGAUGCCAUCCCUGAGAGCGGUGUGGAGCCCCCACCCUUGGACACGGCCUGGGUGGAAGCCACGCGGAAGAAGGCCUUGCUGAAGCUGGAGAAGCUGGACACAGAUCUGAAGAAUUACAAGGGCAAUUCUAUCAAGGAGAGCAUCAGGCGUGGCCAUGACGACCUGGGUGACCACUAUCUGGACUGUGGGGACCUCAGCAACGCCCUCAAGUGUUACUCCCGGGCCCGGGACUACUGCACCAGCGCCAAGCACGUCAUUAACAUGUGCCUCAACGUCAUCAAGGUCAGCGUCUACUUGCAGAAUUGGUCUCACGUGCUGAGCUAUGUCAGCAAAGCCGAGUCCACCCCGGAAAUUGCCGAGCAGCGUGGGGAGCGUGACACCCAGACUCAGGCCAUCCUCACCAAGCUCAAAUGUGCAGCAGGCCUGGCUGAGUUGGCCGCACGCAAGUACAAGCAGGCUGCCAAGUGCUUCCUGCUGGCUUCCUUCGAUCACUGCGACUUCCCCGAGCUGCUGUCCCCCAGCAAUGUGGCCGUGUACGGUGGCCUGUGCGCCUUGGCCACCUUUGACCGACAGGAGCUGCAGCGCAAUGUCAUCUCCAGCAGCUCCUUCAAGUUGUUCUUGGAGCUGGAACCACAGGUUCGGGACAUUAUCUUCAAAUUCUAUGAGUCCAAGUAUGCCUCGUGCCUGAAGAUGCUGGACGAGAUGAAGGACAACCUGCUCCUAGACAUGUACCUGGCCCCCCACGUCAGGACCCUGUACACGCAGAUUCGCAACCGGGCCCUCAUCCAGUAUUUCAGCCCUUAUGUGUCAGCUGACAUGCGCAAGAUGGCCACGGCCUUCAACACCACGGUGGCGGCGCUGGAAGAUGAGCUGACGCAGCUCAUCCUGGAGGGGCUCAUCAACGCCCGCAUCGACUCCCACAGCAAGAUCCUAUAUGCCCGGGACGUGGAUCAGCGCAGCACCACCUUCGAGAAGUCUCUGCUGAUGGGCAAGGAGUUCCAGCGCCGUGCCAAAGCCAUGAUCCUGAGGGCAGCUGUGCUACGCAACCAGAUCCAUGUCAAGUCCCCUCCCCGGGAAGGAAGCCAAGGGGAGCUGACGCCGGCCAACAGCCAGUCCCGGAUGAGCACCAACAUGUGAGGGCACACGCGGCCUCCAGGAUGGUCUGCACACCCCCACCCUGCCCCGCCCCCCCAACCCUCGGCCUCCUGGGCCUCCCAUCUGCUCCAGCAGCACUUCCAGAGGUGUUGCGUGUGGCCCACUUGUAGGGGCCUGGCUGCUGGCUGACGCUAGCCCUCAGCCCCCUGCCUGGGCUUCCACGUGCCCAGAUUCUUGUGCCCCCCUCCCCCUUGCUGCACCCUGUGCUGGGGGUGCUGGGGAGGAGGUGGGCUUUCCUGGAAGGAGAGACCUGCUGGGCUCACCCACGUGGUGCCCGGGGCCCCCGCCUGGCAGCACUGUCGCCCAGCCUCCAUGUUGAUGUGUCAUUUGGGGUUGUAGCAUUGUUGACUCUUAGUCCAUUAAAGGGCAGCCUGAGAACA
Messenger RNA from Physeter macrocephalus (sperm whale), 2098 nucleotides. It is a transcript of the gene GPS1, whose product is annotated as G protein pathway suppressor 1. The transcript is spliced from 15 exons. Lineage: Eukaryota; Metazoa; Chordata; Mammalia; Artiodactyla; Physeteridae. Bases 33 to 1700 code for a protein of 555 amino acids. Gene Ontology annotation, cellular component: COP9 signalosome. The record is from RefSeq and is a predicted model, not a curated record.